AUAAACAGCAGGACGAGCCGAGCCGUCCCGGGCACACGAGUGCAACCAACGGCAACCCGCCCGUACGCGUACGCGCGCACUCGGCAGCAGGGGCGCGGCAACGCUGCAAAUCUUUACGCUGUGACGCUCGCCAAUUUCUCACGGGAAUCGAGUGCUUUGCCCACCGCCUCAUUGCCGGAGACUGGUGUCAUUAAUUUGUUCGGUCCCGUUACGCGAUGGACGGCUGGCCGACAGGGCCUUCCCUGGUCUCUACUAAAAAGGGGCUUUUUUCUGAUCGUCAUUAGCUGAGCCGUGCGGAGAAGCUCAUUAGACCUAGCUCGACUUCUCGAGUGAGGCGCACCGCCCCCACCGGGGCGACUUUUUAAGCAGCGAACGAGGCCUGAGGUCAUCAGUCGACCCGUCCUUCACGCGUUGCCUCGGCGACGCCCACAUCGCGAAGGUGCCUCCUCGGCAGCGUUUCGAGGGGUAGGAGGUUUGCGUGGCGGCGGCGGCGGAUGAUGAAAUGCCGUCGGUGCAUCCACGAGUCUCGCUGCUACGACCUUCACCGGGUGCAGCGGCCGCCUGCGGCCUUCAAACCCCUGGGCUUGGCCCGCUCGCCGACAGCGCAUGGUAAUUUGGGCAGGUCGGAUGCCGACGACGGUGCGUGUACACCGCCCAGCUGUCCGUCCAAACGCAAGCAGCGCAAGUUCAGGUUCGGCUUGCCGUCGCUCUCUGUGAAAGGCCCCUUGCGUAGGCUGGGCAGGCUGCCCUGGUUGGCGCUGCAGCCGUGGCGCCUGCUGUCGCCGGGCAUUGGCAGGCCCGCUUGGCGCCUGUCCAGCAGGGUGGCCGUGUACAAGUCAGUGCCGACGCGCAUGCUGUCGCGCGCCUGGGGGCGCCUCAAUCAGCUGGAGCUGCCAGGCUGGCUCCGCCGGCCCAUCUACACGCUCUACAUCCGCGCCUUCAGCGUUGACAUGACGGAGGCGGCCGUCGAGGACCUGCAGCACUACCGCAACCUGGGAGAGUUCUUCCGGCGACAGCUCAAGCCCAGCGUCCGACCCGUGUGCACCAAAUGCAUGGUGAGCCCUGCAGAUGGCAAAAUCCUGCACUUUGGCCGGGUGAGGAACAAUGAAGUGGAGCAGGUGAAGGGAGUCACCUACUCUCUGGAGAGUUUCCUGGGGCCGCAGGGCGGCACGCCCAGCGAGGCGCCCGUGCAGAGCACUGUGCUCCAGGAUCAGCUGGUAAGCCGACCAGGCAAUGCCCUGUACCACUGCGUGAUCUACCUGGCGCCCGGGGACUAUCACCGUUUCCACUCGCCUACCGACUGGACCGUGCACCACCGGAGGCACUUCCCAGGGACACUGAUGUCCGUGAGUCCUGGAGUAGCACGCUGGAUCAAGGAGCUGUUCUGCCACAAUGAGCGUGUGGUGCUCACUGGGGAAUGGCAGCAUGGCUUCUUCUCUUUUACUGCGGUCGGUGCCACAAAUGUGGGCUCCAUCAAAAUCUACUUCGACAAGGAGCUGCACACGAACAGCCCCCGCUACAUGAAGGGAAGCUACCAUGACUUGAGCUAUGUUAUGGAGCCCAGCCGUAGCGGCAUCCCACUCCGGAAAGGAGAACACCUGGGUGAAUUCAACCUGGGCUCUACCGUCGUCCUCAUCUUUGAAGCCCCAGCUGACUUCACCUUCAACCUCAACGGUGGACAAAAAAUUCGUUUUGGAGAGGCCCUCGGAACAUCCUAGAUACCCCAGUGGUCGCUACAAAAAUCAUUCUCGCAUUACAAUAUGUUUCGUGCAAUUUAAAGAAAAAAAAACAUCCGUCCAAUCUGCAAAUUUUAAACAUGUUCUCAAAAAGCUUCACUGAUGGUCAUCCAUUAUUGUUCCAGUUUUUUUGUGAGCGCAAGAAAAUGGGGCAUGGGUUGGUACAUUUUGUACUUUUUUACGGAAGUAAUUUCAAGAGAUUGAUUUAUUAGACGGUCAGAGAAUGGGAACGAUGUAAAUCCGUUGGUGUAGAUAUUCCAUAUAAACAGGGAUAAGGCGGAAUUACAUAUUUGUAACAUGCAGAUUUUUGGCUCUCAUGCAGAAUCCUCUCCACUAUUGUAUAGUCACCUCUUGCCAUAUUGAAUUCACAAUUGGGUACCACAAUGCCUCUUGCUGGAACAAUCUCCCAAAUUCUGUGAAGUCCUGCAUUACUAUAAAGUUACAUUCUUUUGAUUAUUAUCAGAAAUGCAUUUCUUGAGUGUGGUUCUUUUCAUGUAACCACUUUAAAUGUUCGUUGCAAAUCACUGCUGUAUGCAGACACAUGCAAACCUGCCGGAUUGAUUGAUAUUUGUGCUGGAUGUUUGUAAUUAAUGUAAUUUGUUUUGUAAAGUUGAUCACAGGCUUUGUAGAGACUAAUUACAGUGAACUCUCUCAAUAAACACGUGAUUUUCCAUGGUUUUAA
This is a messenger RNA of Lethenteron reissneri (Far Eastern brook lamprey), 2418 nucleotides long. RefSeq names its product phosphatidylserine decarboxylase (gene PISD). Gene Ontology annotation, molecular function: phosphatidylserine decarboxylase activity. Gene Ontology annotation, cellular component: mitochondrion. Gene Ontology annotation, biological process: phosphatidylethanolamine biosynthetic process. NCBI's taxonomy places the organism in Eukaryota, Metazoa, Chordata, Hyperoartia, Petromyzontiformes, Petromyzontidae. The record is from RefSeq and is a predicted model, not a curated record.